GUCUCAGUAUUAGUUUAGGUAUACCUGAUUUUAAAAUAUGCUAAGUUUCUAUAAAACGGGUUUAAUAUUGGUUUUUUUCUCAUUGUCAUUGGGUGAGGGUGUUCGCCUGCGAAACAAUGGCCAAUUUCCAAGAACAUUUCUUUUCGGAGCAGCCACAGCUUCAUACCAAAUAGAAGGGGCUUGGAGAGAAGACGGAAAAGGCUUAAGUAUCUGGGAUGAAUUUACUCACAGAGUACCUUCCCCAAUCUCAAAUAAUGACACAGGAAAUAUAGCUUGCGAUUCUUAUCACAGGUGGAAAGAAGAUGUCCAUUUAACGGCUAGUCUUGGUGUUCAGUAUUAUCGAUUUUCUGUCUCUUGGACAAGACUUUUUCCAAAUGGUUACGUCGACAAAAUUAACGAAAAAGGUUUGAGAUACUACAACAACUUAAUACAAGAAAUUUUAAGAUGCGGAUUGAUCCCAGUAGUAACACUUUUUCACUGGGAUCUUCCUUUGAAAUUAUUUUAUGAUGGUUUAUCUUGGACAAACCCAGAGCUUAUAGACCAUUAUGUUAAUUUCACUAGAGUUGUCAUUCAAAAUUUUCCUCAAGUUGGUAGAUGGAUAACCAUUAACGAACCAAGAAUACUUUGCCGGUUCUCAUAUGGUGAAGGUAUUCUGGCCCCUGGAAUUAAAGAAAGUGGAAUAUUGGACUACCAAUGUUCUUAUGUUAUACUUAAAGCUCAUGCUGCAGUAUAUCGCAUGUACAAGAAGGAAUUUCCAAAUUAUAAAGCACCAAUGUCAAUUGUAAUGGACUGCCAGUGGUAUGAGCCUGAAACCAAAGAUCCUGAAGAUGUAGCAGCAGCAGAAAGACAGCAGCAAUUUGAGUGCGGCAUGUACUACCAUCCGAUAUUUAAUGGAGACUGGCCGCCAGUAGUUAAGGCUCGGGUAGCUGAAAGGAGUAAAAAAGAAGGUUAUAAGAAAACUCGCCUUCCACAAUUCACUUCAGAAGAAAUAAAGUUUAUAAAAGGAACUCACGAUUACUUAGCAAUAAACCACUAUUUUACAUUCUUGGCAGGAGAAGAGCCAGAAGCACCAUAUACUGAAACUCAUUACGAAAAUGAUGUUCGCGUAAUAAACUCCAGAAUGCCGAAUUGGGAGCUGGGAUCUAAUUCUUGGGCUAUUGUUCCUUGGGGAGCUAGAAAGGUAUUAAAUUGGAUCAAGCAACAAUAUGGAGAUCAAGAUAUAUUAAUUACAGAACUAGGAGUAGCAGAUGAUGGAACGUCUUUAGAAGAUGAUGAAAGAAUUGAUUUUUAUUCAGAUUAUUUUUGUGAAAUUUUAGAAGCAAUUCAAAUAGAUCACAUCAAAAUUAUUGGAGUGUCAGUUUGGAGUUUAAUGGAUAAUUUUGAAUGGUCAUCUGGCUAUACUGUUCACUUUGGAUUCUACAAUAUAGAUUUUUAUAACGAUCCAACUUUGAAAAGACGACCCAAGAAAUCAGUAGGCUUUUUCCAAAAACUAAACAAAAGGAGACAACUCGACUGUUCAAGUUACAACAGAGAAUGGCCUGCUCCAAGUUGGGGACCACAUGGAAAACCACACUUUAGUUAUCAAUUUAGACACAAUUAA
Messenger RNA from Psylliodes chrysocephalus, 1600 nucleotides. NCBI's taxonomy places the organism in Eukaryota, Metazoa, Arthropoda, Insecta, Coleoptera, Chrysomelidae. The record is from the annotation of a GenBank genome assembly.